Molecule: messenger RNA, 1165 nt
Organism: Diospyros lotus (date-plum)
Lineage: Eukaryota; Viridiplantae; Streptophyta; Magnoliopsida; Ericales; Ebenaceae
Product: bidirectional sugar transporter N3-like
Exons: 6
Coding region: 121-1011 (296 amino acids)
Biological process (GO): carbohydrate transport
Cellular component (GO): membrane
Molecular function (GO): sugar transmembrane transporter activity
Source: RefSeq, a predicted model, not a curated record
GCUAAUUGAGCUAGAGCUAGCUAGUGCUUCUUUCUAGGACCACCACUUCGUGUCACAGUGAGAGAAGGAAAGAGGAAGAGACUCUUAGCAAGCAAGCAAUCUAUCGAUUGUUGAGAAAAUAUGGCUGGAUUCUCUGGUCACAAUUUGGCCUUCGCCUUCGGCCUUCUUGGCAACGUUAUCUCCUUCUUCGUCUUCCUUUCGCCGCUGCCGACGUUUUACCAAAUAUACAAGAAGAAGUCGACGGAAGGGUUUCAGUCAGUGCCAUACAUAGUCGCCUUGUUCAGCGCCAUGCUGCUCAUGUACUACGCUUUCCUCAAGUCCAAUGCCACCCUUCUCAUCACCAUCAACUCCUUCGGCUGCUUCAUUGAGGCCAUUUACAUCGGCUUUUACAUUUUUUACACUCCCAAGAAGUUGCCCACUGUGAAGCUACUCUCUCUAAUGAUGGGGAGUUUCGGCCUGAUCCUUGUCAUCACUUGCUUUCUCGUGAAUGGUCCCAUGCGAGUGCACAUUGUUGGCUGGAUUUGCCUGAUAUUUUCUGUGAGCGUAUUCGCUGCGCCCCUGGGGAUUCUGAAACAAGUGAUGCGAACAAAAAGCGUGGAGUUCAUGCCAUUUUCCUUGUCAUUUUCCCUCACACUUAAUGCUGUCAUGUGGUUCUUCUAUGGCCUUCUAAUAAAAGACUUCAAUAUUGCUAUUCCAAACGUGCUGGGAUUCGUCUUCGGCGUUCUCCAGAUGGUGCUUUAUCUAAAGUACAAGGAUGGAAAUAAAGGUGUGAAGGAGCUAAAGCUUCCUGCAGCGGCUGAUCAAAUACCAAGCAAGGUGGUGGUGGUGGCGGAGGAGAAGAAGAUGCCGGUCCCGGAGCAAGUGACCAUCGACAUGGCGAAGCUGAGAGAAAUAAUUCUGAGUUCAGAAAUGAUGCCUGCAGUAGUGGUCCCAAACCUAAAUGGACAUGCCAUGGCUGCAGCAGAGCUUCACCUGGCCAAGCCAAACAUUGAAGUCCCCGUGCUGGCCUAAUUAAUUAACUUCAUCAAAAUACAUCGAUCGGUAUCUUUGCAAAUAUAUAUAUGUAUACUCUUUUAAUUUGUCGUGGUUUUUAAUUUUCUUGGUGAAUUAUCUCAUGCAAUGUUAUUUCUCCAAUAAUGAAUAUAAUUCAUCAGUUGCUACGUCC